AUGUCUCGCUCUUCAAGUUCAUCAGAGGAUGAAAAGGCCGGAACUCUACCAGAUUCCCAACAUGAAUCCAACACCGAUUCCAGCCGCCUCCACGCCCUCGAGCAACUAGAGAUCCUCCCCCAAAUCCUUCAAGAAGGAAUCCUAUUCGCCGGUUCCGGCGCAGCCCUUCUCCUCCAAGCAGCGAUGCCCGAAAUCCGCAAAAAAGAAAGCAAAAAUGAAAAUGAAAACCCACAGGAUCUAGCUACAGAACUCCUCGACGCCCUUCAAGCCCACAUAAGCUACACCUCAACUCUAGUCUUCGGCACCCGCGCCGAACGCAAAGCUCUCCUAGAACUGUUACACAAUGAAGCCACCAGUCUAAGCGGACGUAACAACCGAUUCGCCGACCACCCACCUCUCCAACUCUGGAUGGCCGCAACGUUGUACGCCACCGCAACAGACUUCUACCAACGCGUCUACGGCCGAGUCAACUACCAAACAGCCCAACAAGGCUACUCCGAGUUUACACUAUUAAUAAACUGCCUCGGUAUACCAACAGGUACCUGGCCCGAGACCAGGCAGAAGUUCUGGUCGUACUGGGAUGAUCAAGUAGGAAAGUUAGUUGUGUCGCCUGAUGCGGCGCGGUUUGCGAGGGAUUUGAGGGAGAGUACUGAUAUGCCGAAGUGGGUGCAGAGGAUUAAACCGUUUUGGCGCGUUGUUACUAUUGAGAUGUUGCCGCCGAGGUUGAGAGAGGCUUAUGGGCUGAGGUCGACAAGGACUACGAGGACUUUGUAUAGGACUUGGAUGGGGUUCUCGGUGGCUGUUUAUCCGGCUAUGCCUAGUAAGGUGCGGGCUUAUCCGUUGAGGUAUUAUCAGGAUAGACUCAGAGAGAAGUUGAAUGUAGCUUGA
Penicillium odoratum is the source of this 888-nucleotide messenger RNA. Its product is annotated as oxygenase MpaB family protein. The record is from RefSeq and is a predicted model, not a curated record. The transcript has a single exon. The coding region runs from base 1 to 888 and encodes 295 amino acids. Lineage: Eukaryota; Fungi; Ascomycota; Eurotiomycetes; Eurotiales; Aspergillaceae. Gene Ontology annotation, molecular function: oxidoreductase activity.